ACGUAAGAUAAGUUAAGGGUGUCUGGUCCGCCAGUUAAAUUCAUGACCGCAUAUAGCGAAAAUGGAAGCAUCAUCUCAUCAUCUCUUUGCACUCCCCUCGCGUCUUCUUCAUACACCUUCCUCUCCAUUGAUCUUCGCACCAAACCGGAAUCGUGUUCGUAUUGGGGCCAAAUCAUGUCCGGAGAAUCAGAGCUUCGACUUGGAUUCUUCCUCGGAUACUACCAACAAAACCCAGGGGGAUGAAAAAUCGAUGUCACGGAGACAGUGGAUGACGACAUGUGUUUGCUUAUCUCCAGCUUUGAUUACCAAUGCUUACACAUUUGUCUCUGUACAAACCGCAGCCGCUUUGGACAAGAAACCUGGAGUUUGCCGUAACUGUCAGGGCAUUGGUGCUGUUCUUUGUGAUAUGUGUGGGGGUACAGGAAAAUGGAAAGCUCUCAACCGAAAACGUGCCAAAGAUGUUUAUGAGUUUACAGAAUGUCCUAACUGCUACGGCCGAGGCAAGCUUGUUUGUCCGGUUUGUUUGGGCACAGGUUUACCAAACAACAAAGGUCUUCUUAGAAGGCCUGGUGCUCGUGAGCUACUCGACAAGAUGUACAAUGGUCGGCUUCUCCCCAAUUCAUGAGCAGGUUUAGGUCCUUUACAUCUCCAAAUGUAGAGUAUUGGUUCCUUUACUAGUUUAAAGCUUGACACGCUUCUCUCCCUGAUCCUUCUAUCUCUUGUAACUCUCGCAGAUUGUUUUUGCAAAUCUAAUUUUAAGCACAGGCCAUACAUGAUUAUAGAAGGAUGUAAUUCAAGAUGAUGUUUUGUAAUGAUGGUUGUACAUUCUUAUAAACAUAUAAGUUUUCUUCAAUAAACCUAUGUAAACUCA
This is a messenger RNA of Brassica oleracea var. oleracea, 871 nucleotides long. RefSeq lists its product as uncharacterized. The coding region runs from base 62 to 625 and encodes 187 amino acids. NCBI's taxonomy places the organism in Eukaryota, Viridiplantae, Streptophyta, Magnoliopsida, Brassicales, Brassicaceae. The record is from RefSeq and is a predicted model, not a curated record. The transcript is spliced from 5 exons.